UGCACACCUAGUAGUAGAGUGACCACAGUGCACAUACCGAUAGAGUGACACACUCCCUGCUAGCCUCGCCCUCUCCACUCCCCCUGGGCUGUCUCAGGCAGUCUCUCGGUCCCUGCUGCUGCUGGCAGUCAGUCUCUGCUAUUCAGAGACUUAAAAAUGGACCCAGCGACCCCCGCCACCCGGAUGACCUCCUCUUUCACGAUCAACAUUUCCACCCCAUCUUUUUACAACCAACCCAAAAAAUUUGCCCCGGUGGUGCCCCCCAAGCCCAAGGUGAACCCGUUCAAAGCAGCAGAAGACGCAGGACCCCAGGAAAACACCUCUGCCCCCGGCAUCCGCCGCGCCUUCCUGGGGAAAGUAGGAGAGUUUCCUCCCCUGGCGCCAUCUAGUGGAGAGCAGGAGGAAUUCAUCCUGCCGCCUCCCCCGCCCAGCGAUGACUCCGUCAUGAGCCCGACGACCUCUUUCCCCCCGCCGCCGCCCUCUUUUGGGGACGAUAUCCUCGGUUCCCCCACCUCCAGUUUCCCUCCUCCGCCACCGCCUGAAUUUGCGGAGCCGUUUCCACCCCCCGCAGAAGAGUUCUUCCCGUCGCCGCCUCCGCUGGAGGAGACCACCACAGACAUCCAGGUCAGUCCAGUUCCACCUCCACCUCCACCACCACCAGCUCCACCUGUUUGUGCUCCAAAACCCGCUCCUCCAUCUACUGUACUCCCUAAACCUAUCCCCCCUACAACAUUUACACCUAAGGCACCACCAUCUGCAUAUAGCCCUAAGCCUGCCGCCCCUACCACAUUUAGCCCUAAGCCUGCUGCCCCUGCUACAAUUACCCCAAAGCCUGCAGCCCCGGCUGCAGUUUCUCCAAAACCUUCUGCCCCUCAUGCAUUUGUUCCAAAGGCUCCAGCCCCGUACGCGUUCUCCCCUGCACCGCCCUCCUCUAACCCCCCACCUGCGCAAAGCUUUUCUCCUAAACCGGCGAGUGCCCCAACAUUUUCUCCAAAACCUGCUCCCUCUCAUACGUUCACCCCUAAAUCUUCUGCUCCGCACACAUUCUCCCCCAAACACAUAGAUCCAGUGGCCGAGCCCGCCCAACCACAGCAGAGGUUUCCGAUACCCCAGUCCGUUGUGAGAGGGCCUGCGCCCGUUCCAGGGGAGCCCCCUGCUUCCUUUGUGCCGCCAUCAACACGGUCACCGGGAUUUAACUUUGCACAGCAGCGCGAGAGACCACAAGUGCUUGAGAAGGCGAGGCCGGAGAUUGAAGGGUCGCAGAAAGACAACAGCAGGAUCCUGGUACCCCAGACCGAGAACAACAGGAAUUUGGGGUCACAGACGGAGAUCGCUAGGAGCCAGGGAAUAAAUUCCAAUGGAACGCAAGUGCCAAAAUCCCAGCCAGAAAGUUUUGCGACCAAGAAACCACAAUUUGACGGAGUGCAGACGAAAGGGCCUCAGCCAAACUUGCAACGACCUUCCGAGCCUGAUCGUCCUCCCGGCCCCCACGGGCUAAACAUGAAGGAAGUGGAGGAGCUGGAAAUGCUGACACAACAGCUGAUGCGGGAGAUGGACAAACAGCCCACAGUAGACACACACACCAUGGAUCGCUGUAAACUAUGUGGCCAAGGACUGUCUAAGACAGAGACUGUGGUGAGAGCCGGAGAACACUUGUAUCACGUACACUGUUUCACAUGCACCAAGUGUGACCAGCAGCUGCAGGGACAGCAGUACUAUGAGGAUCAAGGGCGUCCGCUCUGCGAGGAUUGUUACCAGGACACAUUAGAGUGCUGUGCAGUUUGUGAGAAGAAGAUUACAGAGCGCUUGCUGAAGGCUAUGGGCAAAGCGUACCACCCAGACUGUUUCACCUGUGCUGUCUGCCAUCGGGCUCUUCAGGGAGAACCUUUUAUUGUGGACCAGAACAAUCAGCCACAUUGUGUCACAGACUACCACAGGCGGUACGCCCCCCGCUGCUCAGUUUGUGGAGAUCCUAUAGCCCCGGAACCUGGACGAGAUGAGACCGUGAGAGUGGUGGCUCUGGAGAAAAACUUCCAUAUGAUGUGCUACAAGUGUGAGGACUGCAGCUGCCCUCUCUCUAUCGAGGCAGACGAUUCCGGCUGUUUCCCAUUGGAUGGCCAUGUCCUGUGCAAGAAAUGCCACACUGUGCGCGCUCGGGCUGCGCUGUGAUAUCAUCUUUGCCGGUCACUCGUUACUGCUACAAGAUCCAGCCGUGUCCACCAAAGACUCUUGGACCUCCUGACCACUCCGUCCUCUCUGCUGCUUCUAAUGUAGUCCAGUGUUAAGGUUAUUUACGAGUUUACAGCUUCUGCGGAGACUGAGUUAGGCGUCAUUACUGCUGCUAACCACUAGUUAGUACAUUUGCUUAUCUGCCAGACCGCCUGCCAGAAACUGUCCUCUAUCUUAGUGCCAAUAUGAUUUUCUGAUAUCCGUGGGUUUAUAUUUAAAAUUUUUACAAAAAGAACUCUUAUUUUUCAUCUCAUGACUGGAGUGAAAAUUCUGUUUGGACUAUAACCAAGAACCUUCCGUACAAUCAGCCAGAAAUACAGUCAUUCUCUUUCGGAAUCCACAUUAUAGAAUGUAUCACUAAUUGCUAGUAGUAGUGGUGGGAUUUGUUAUUUACUUCCUGACUUUUUUUUUUUUCUUUUUAGUUUUUUUGGCUCCGCUAUUUGCACAUGGCUUCUCCUACCAAAUAUAGAACAAAAACGAAUGAAUUAUUAAACCGUUAAAAGGCAAAUCGAGAACAAUGAGUUUACAGAAAGCCGCUACAAUAUCAAAUUAACCCCUUCCUGCCCGUAAAGCCGCGCUAAGAUGCACUACGUAAUACUCUAGGAACACUUUUUUGUUUUUUAAGCCCAGAUUUAUAGAGUACCAACCAAUCAGUUCCUAAGUGUCAUUUUUUUCAAGCAUAGCCUUCAACAUGGCAGUUAGGAGCUGAUUGGCUGGUGCGUUAUCACCAUGCAAUUGAUGACUCUCUAAGGCUUAGUAAAUCUGGUCCUAAAGAUGCAUUUGCCCAUUGAAAUGGGAAAAACACAUUGUAACAUGAAUUGGGUCCUAGUCAUUUCAGGCUUUACUAUAUAGUAAGAUGGCCACAAUGUUCUAAAGGGGAAUUACUCCUUUUGUGGUAAUUGGGACACAUCCGUAUACUGUGAUACAAGUGUUUUUUUAACCUUUUUUGUUUUACAUUUCUGCGCCUGUAUUUUUAUCACUGCCAAAUGUGCGCCAGGGCAGGAUUUAGUUAUGUGCCCUCCACUUCCAUGCUGCGGAAAUGCCCACAUCUGAGCACUGAACCGAAUUCCUCCCCUGGCACUUGUGGGGUUAACGGAAGUAAAAAGCACAAGUUCAUAUUUAGGCUUUCUCCUACUCUCCUCAUGGGGAACACCAACUUUUACCGCAGCUGUAGAAUGGGACGUCUUCUAUAUGUAGUAGGGAAAACUCGCCAGUGGAGUGUUGGCGCCAAUUCCACUGCACUCCCACAGGUCAGACCAGCCGCUAUCCAAUGAAACUAUACUAAACCCUCCUCAUUCCUAGUUUAUUUUAUUUGUGCUGUAACAGGUGUAAGAAUAGGCAGAUAAAACCUGCCACAGUAUAUUCUGAGCCAGAAGAACCGUAUUCUACCCGCUUUUUGUUUUGAUUCCCCCUUUUCCGCUCUGCCAGCUUAACAAUGUAAGUAAUGUGGCACUUUAAUUGUGUAAGUCAUUUUUAGCUGGGUACGUUGUGUAACGAGAGAUUUACAGGAACGACGUGUAUUUUUAGCUGGUAACCCUUUGCCUGCCGUUUUGCCAUCAGACCCAACUAAAACAUUUCCCGGUAUAUAAUGGUUGGAAGAAAAUAAAAUGUAGCAUUCCAAAAUGAGCGCUGUCAUCACGCUGAGAUUUAACUGGCGGGGUCCGGGGUCUAUUAUACAAUUGUCUGUAGCCUUAAUCUAUGCAUACGUACGCUUAGAGGGGCGAGAGGAUGCAUCGUUAUCAUUCUGUACCUCAUUGUGGUAGAAAUGUAUAAUGGUUUCCGUCAUGAGAUACUCAGAGGAACCUGCACAACAUCCCGGCCUCCGCUGCUGGUAGGGAACAGAUACUUUAAAGUCUUACUGGUGCAAAGACACAACUGUAUUAUACGUAGCGGUUAUAACGUUGGCACAAUGCGGAAGUCUGGUUACUAUGGGUUACCGUCUGUUUUUGCUGGAUGCACCAUAUUGCUAAAUAGGGUUUUAAGGUUUUUUUUUUUGUAUGGCACAGAGUGGGGCUUAGAACAAAACAAUUCUGUUGAGGACCAGAGAUUUGUUCCCCUGGUUCCACUGAUGGAGAGUUGUACCAAAGAGCUGGACAAUGGGGGACAGUCAGUUCAGGUCCGCCCGGCGAGUGUCUCGAACAUAAUUGUGCGUCUUUGGUAGGGUUUGUGAUUUUUAAUGUCGGGGUGGGUGGGAUUACAAAAAGCCAAUAAAACUUUUUUUAUAAAGAA
Messenger RNA from Pseudophryne corroboree (corroboree frog), 4458 nucleotides. RefSeq names its product zyxin (gene ZYX). The record is from RefSeq and is a predicted model, not a curated record. Gene Ontology annotation, cellular component: stress fiber; cytoplasm; focal adhesion. NCBI's taxonomy places the organism in Eukaryota, Metazoa, Chordata, Amphibia, Anura, Myobatrachidae. The coding region runs from base 157 to 2169 and encodes 670 amino acids. Gene Ontology annotation, biological process: integrin-mediated signaling pathway; transforming growth factor beta receptor signaling pathway. The transcript is spliced from 9 exons.